AUGGCAUUUUCUUUUCCCAGGUACUUUGCUAUCACGCAGCCUCUAGCCUACGCAGUGAAGAGAAGCGUCCGGUUGGCACUCGUCAUGAUCGGAGUGGUGUGGCUGGUAAGCGCUGUCAUCACAUGUCCGCCUAUCUUCGGAUGGCAUGAUAGAGCCAAGAAACAGAACGACACGCAGUGCGCCUACAUAGGCGACCAAGGAUACGUCAUCUAUUCAGCUCUGGGUUCCUUCUACAUACCGGCAGUCAUCAUGGUGUACGUUUACUGCAGAAUCUUCGCGGUUGCCAGGCGGAGACAGGCAGUGCUAAUGCAGGACACAGGUAGCAGCAAGGAGAACCAAGGUUCAGACAGCAAUUCCUCCACCAUGGGAGAUACCACUGUCCAAGCUGACCACCAACGUAUUCUCAAAGACGCUUCACAUCUGGAGCCAGAAGACUUGCCUAUGGCUCAGGUCAGAGGGAGUAACGAAAGACGCAGCUCCUUUUCCAUCAUGCGAUCUACACCUUUCUCUCUCAGCAGACAGAGCUCAUACAAUCCCAAUGUAACAACCCAGCUCUAUCAACAACAACAGCACCAUCACCACGAAUCUAGUGGAUGGCAACAACAGGAAAUUUCUUGUGACAACAGCACAUCUCCGAAGAACAAAGACGAUUCUGGAGCUGUCUCACCCACAGGUUACCGCUGUCAGUACUGCAAUCCUCAAAAGGAAAGCAAGAAGACCACUCGGAUGACCAUUCGCAAGAAGGAUGGUUAUGAAAGGGCAGCUUUCCAGCGCGAAAGAAAAGUAGCUAAAUCCCUCAGCGUUGUGGUUGGAGGUUUUGUCGUGUGCUGGCUGCCUUUCUUCAUUGUUUAUUUGAUAGAACCUUUCUGCAGAAGUUGCUUCUUUCAUCCUACACUCACAGCUUGUUUAGUGUGGUUGGGUUGGGUGAACUCGGCAAUCAAUCCUUUCAUCUAUGCUCUCAACAAUAAAGAUUUUAAGAAGGCGUUCCUUAGAUUGACUAUUGACAAAUGUCGAUGCUGUAGGAAGACCAGAAAGGGGCAUGACCCCCAGCAAUUUAUCUGAAAGAGACAUUUGUAGUUGCUAGUUCUGGCUAAAAUGAGCCGGCGUUUUAUAUAACGCCAAAGUCCUUCUUUGCACAACCAGGAAAAGAAGGCUAGAGAUACCACAGAAGAAUGUAUACAUAAUAUAUGCACACUGAAACGACAAAUUUUACGUAUAUUUCGGUUAGGAUAUGAAAAAUAAUAAUAUCGCAGCAAAUCGCAAUAUGUGGAGAAACAGGUAGAAACAUACAUUUGAUUGGUAACUACCUCGACCAUGCUACGAAUGAUGGUUAUAAUGUUCAUUUUGACUUAUAUUAAUGAAUGCUAUCAGGAUCAAACUCCAGGAAGCUAAACGGUGUUUCGGAAUAAUCCGGAAAAACGAUUGUGAUAAUUGAACCGUGAAUAGUUAGAUGUAUGACAGUAAACAUGACAUCAUUGGCAUAUAAAGCAGUGCUGCACUGUCUGAAGUGAACAUCCCUCGUGAGGAUUUAGAUGGUUGCUUGUAUUAUAUUUCCAACCAGACAUAUAAUAAUUUAUCUACGAUCAGUAAGCUACCAACUAUGCUUCUGGGCGUCUUUUGACUGGAAGUAUUUCCUUUUGCUUAAUGCAGAACUGUUGUGACCAUAUAAAAGGGCGUAAUUAGAUGUAAAACUGGGAUCAUGGCAUUUGAAUUUCGCUUGGCAUUAUGGCGAUGAUAAAGUUAGUAUUAUGACUUGCACCAAUGUCGACCAUGGCUUUUGUAUCCAGCAUUUUCAAACUGUUGGAGAAAUUUUGGUAUCCUUUUAGUAUACACUUUCGAAAAAUGUUCAUGAGUGCGAUCAGUAAAUGCUGGAGAUCAGCAAAAAUCAGUCAACAUCAUAAAGACAAAUUGUAACGUUACUGAAGUAGCAAACAGCGUCAUGACUGAAUGAGGGAAAAUCCACUACUCUAUGCUGAAAUAUAAUUCAUCAGAGCUGUGCGAAGUUAUGUUCUCCACUCCAAAAAAUGUAUAUGGUCCGUAGUUAUACAUAAUAAUUUGUCUUUUGAGUUCAAUUUCAUUGGAUGGUAAGGAGCCCCGACACUCAGUAAAAAUUGUGCCAAAAUAUGGAAUGCACUAUGGAAAAGAUUCCUAUUCCAUUGAGAUUAUUUUUAUUAAUCUCAAACAUUAUGAUCGUUCCUUAUAGAAAAGAAACCAGAACAUUUUAUUCAUUGGAGAUUAAGCUGUUCUAAUGCCAAAUGGACUCCAGAACAGAACGCAGUUUGAGUAUGUCUGUGUUUCAAUCAUUUUCUCAGAUUUCUUCCACUCCAAUCUCGAUGUGAUAACUUCGACUACUUGAACCCCGAAGGUUUAAAAGGAAACGUUUAUUCUGAAACGUAUUUUAGAGAACUUUCUAGUAGCGGUUUUAAACCGAGUCACCUAUAAUGUACAUAACUUCUCUUUCAGCAGGCAUUUAGAUAAUAUCUUUUGUUUUAAAAAUUAAUCAUCGACUCACGACCAAACAGGACAGAUAUUUUUAGUGCAUGCCGUAUAUUAGAGACCUUUUUAAAUAAUAUAUUACAGGAAGAUUUCACUUAGCGCGUUUAAUUCAUCAAUUAAUAACUACUAAUCAAUGUCCUAUUAAUCAAAUACAAGAAAAUAAUUAUAAUUCAUUCAUCAUUUGCACUAAAUUUUCAAAACACAAAAACUACACGAGCUAUAUUAGAGAAUCAUGUCAUCAACGUGCUUAAAUUUUUAAUUAAUGUGAAAAUAUACUGGUGUUCAAACUUAAAGUUAGAAAUACAUUUUAUUCAAUAGUUCAAAAUUCACUGUUAUUAAUGUUUAGAAACUAACGUCAUAUAUAGUCUGUAGAACGGUAAAUAUAAUUUAAGCAUUUAGUAGUUGUUUACAUUAAUAACAU
Stegodyphus dumicola is the source of this 2917-nucleotide messenger RNA. RefSeq names its product putative G protein-coupled receptor No18. NCBI's taxonomy places the organism in Eukaryota, Metazoa, Arthropoda, Arachnida, Araneae, Eresidae. Gene Ontology annotation, biological process: positive regulation of MAPK cascade; adenylate cyclase-activating adrenergic receptor signaling pathway. The record is from RefSeq and is a predicted model, not a curated record. Gene Ontology annotation, molecular function: G protein-coupled receptor activity. Gene Ontology annotation, cellular component: plasma membrane.